AUGUCCGUUGUUUCUCUCCUUGGGGUUAAGAUCCAGAACAACCCCGCCCCUUUCCUCGCUCCCUAUCAAUUCGAAAUCACUUUUGAAUGUCUUGAGCAGCUGCAAAAAGACUUGGAAUGGAAACUCACCUACGUCGGUUCGGCGACAUCGUCCGAAUAUGACCAAGAGCUUGACUCGCUUUUCGUCGGUCCCAUCCCUGUUGGCGUCAACAAGUUCAUUUUUGAAGCCGAAGCACCGGACCUUAAGCGGAUUCCCACGUCCGAAAUUCUUGGCGUCACUGUCAUUCUUCUCACCUGUAGCUACGAUGGUAGAGAAUUCGUUCGUGUUGGUUACUACGUGAACAAUGAAUACGACUCGGAGGAUCUCAGCGCAGAGCCUCCUGCAAAGCCAAUCAUCGAGCGGAUCCGUCGAAACAUCCUUGCGGAGAAGCCAAGAGUGACUAGAUUCGCAAUCAAAUGGGACUCGGAAGAAUCUGCACCCGCCGAAUAUCCCCCGGAUCAGCCAGAAGCUGAUAUUCUGGAAGAUGACAGUGCUGCCUACGGUGCUGAAGAGGCGGAGCUUGAAGCCGCCCUAGUAAGAGAACUUGCGGAUGCAGAGAGAGAUGUAAAGAGUGAAGAUCAUGAGAUGGAGGGCGCCGAGCCCGCCAUCAAGGAGGAAGAAGAAGAAGAUAUUUCUGACGCUGAAAGUGAAGAUAUUGAAGAUGAAAGCGACGACGAUGAGGAGGAUCUCGACGAAGAAGAGGCUGGUGAUGGCGAUGAGGACGUCGAGAUGGGUGACGACUCCGAACAGAAAGACGAUGGCCCCAAGGCUGAUUCUACAAAUCAGCAUUCUCACCAGCCAGAGGUCAUGGUUCACUAG
Molecule: messenger RNA, 858 nt
Organism: Aspergillus oryzae RIB40
Lineage: Eukaryota; Fungi; Ascomycota; Eurotiomycetes; Eurotiales; Aspergillaceae
Gene: asf1
Product: nucleosome assembly factor ASF1
Exons: 4
Coding region: 1-858 (285 amino acids)
Biological process (GO): nucleosome disassembly; DNA replication-dependent chromatin assembly; nucleosome assembly
Cellular component (GO): nucleus
Molecular function (GO): histone binding
Source: RefSeq, a predicted model, not a curated record